AAAUGCCAUGUUAAAGAGCAUCUGCGAGGUUCUUGAUUUGGAGAGAUCGGGUGUAAAUAGUGAACUAGUGAAGAGGAUUUUGAAUUUCCUAAUGCAUCCAAAGCCUUCUGGCAAACCAUUGCCAAAAUCGAAAAAGUCUUUUAGCAAAGGCAACAAAAAGGAACGGAAUAGUUCUGGAAUGGCCAGGAAAGCUAAGCGAGCCAGAUGUCCCGAGAUCCUGUCAGAUGAGUCUAGCAGUGAUGAAGACGAGAAGAGAAACAAGGAGGAGUCUUCAGAUGAUGAAGAUAAAGAGAGUGAAGACGAGGUAAAAUGUUGAGUGUUUCCUCAGUUG
Manis javanica (Malayan pangolin) is the source of this 331-nucleotide messenger RNA. NCBI's taxonomy places the organism in Eukaryota, Metazoa, Chordata, Mammalia, Pholidota, Manidae. The record is from RefSeq and is a predicted model, not a curated record.